Messenger RNA from Coregonus sp. 'balchen', 3667 nucleotides. Lineage: Eukaryota; Metazoa; Chordata; Actinopteri; Salmoniformes; Salmonidae. The record is from the annotation of a GenBank genome assembly.
AUGCCUCGCAUUGAGAAUGACAUCAAGUUGGACUUCAAGGACGUGCUUCUCCGUCCGAAACGAAGCACACUCAAGUCCCGUAGUGAGGUGCAUAAAUCCUUUCUUUUUUCCUGUUAUGUAUUGUUUAUGUAUUGUUCUGUUGUAUUCAAAUACCUGUUUGUACCAGACAAACACAGCGUAUCACUCUUCAACAAUGAUUAAGCCUUUUCCUCUAACUAUAACAUGUCUAUCUGUCUUUCUGUCUGUUUGCCUUUCUGCCUGUCUGUCUGUCUGCCUGUCUGUCCUUCUCCUCCAGGUGGACCUGAUGAGAAGUUACACCUUCAGGAACUCCAAGGGAAGCUACAGAGGAAUCCCCAUCAUUGCAGCCAACAUGGACACUGUCGGCACCUUCAAGAUGGCUCUGGCUUUGUCCAAGGUAUAGAGAUAUAAAUAGUGUGUGUAUAUACAUCAUUGGAUAUAGAUAGCAAAAAAUCUACAAAAAACAAAACACUUCAAUCAUCAACCUCCUCCCUCAGUCAAACCUUCUAAUACUAAACAACCUAUCUCUACUCCGACAAAUAUCCCCUCCUGGCUCACAUAUAAAGCAGACUACAAAUCCAGUAUAUGUCUAUUAGAAGUCUCUGUACACAUAGGUUUUAUAACUUUAAAGGUGUUUUUAAAAUAAGUGUUCUUGUCUCUCUUUCUCCCCCCAGUUCACUCUCUUCACUGCCAUUCACAAGCACUAUUCAGUAGAUGACUGGAAGGAGUUUGCAACAAUGAAUCCAGAAUGUGUACCGGUACAUUCAAACAAUAUCAGCUGUAAUCCAAUAUAUGACUCCUUGUAAUAUCUGUAUGACAAGACUUCUCUUAUUUUUUAAUGAUGUGUUAAUUUGGUCUCUCUCUCUAUCUAUCUAUCUAUCCCUGCCUCUCUCUUAGAGUGUGGCAGUCAGCACAGGGACAAGUGAAGGGGACUUUGAAAGGCUGGGUGAGAUCAUAGCCGCUGUGCCUCAGCUCCAGUACAUCUGUGUGGAUGUGGCCAAUGGCUACUCUGAGCACUUUGUCCACUUUGUUAAAGACGUACGUCAGAAGUACCCAACACACACCAUCAUGGUCAGUGACUCCUCUACGCUCUCUUUUAUAUUGGGCCAACUCUGGUUAUGCUUUUGGAGUGUUUGUACGUUGAUGAUAUUGAUGAUAGUCGAUACGUCUCAAAUCACGCUAUUCCUGAGGGCUCUUGUCAAGGUAGUGCACUCAGGGUGUCAACUGAGGCCAUAUAGGACUCUAGUCAAAAGUAGUGCACUAUAGAGUAGUGCACCAGUUAAGACACCGAAAGUGAAUGUGUUGUCUUUGCCACAGGCGGGGAAUGUGGUUACCGGGGAGAUGGUGGAGGAGCUGAUCCUCGCUGGCGCUGACAUCAUCAAAGUGGGCAUCGGACCAGGUGACGUCAUGAACUGGUGACUCUGUCACGUUGCUGUUUUGCUGGAUCGUCAUACCUCAUACCUUUUUUGCAAUUGAUUGAAUUGAGGCCUUAAUGUGAUCAUACUGAUAAACGCCUAACUUUCUGUCUGUCUGUAGGCUCUGUGUGCACCACCCGUAAGAAGACAGGGGUGGGUUAUCCCCAGCUGAGCGCUGUGAUCGAGUGUGCAGAUGCUGCACACGGCCUGGGCGGACACAUCAUCUCUGUGAGUCUCCAUUGUUAUUACACACUUAUAGUUAUACACUCACAUCCUUUUGGCUCAACAGUCUUUAGAAAACAUUUAUACACCCUGAACCUCAUCAUACACACAUACAUAUACAGUGAGCUCCAAAAGUAUUGGGACAGUUUUUUUUUGGGCUCUGUACUCCAGCACUUUGGAUUUGAAAUGAUACAAUGACUAUGAGGUUAAAGUGCAGAAUGUCAGCUUUAAUUUAAGGGUAAUUUCAUCCAUAUCUGGUUAACCGUGUUGAAAUUACAGCACUUUCUGUACAUAGUCUCCCCAUUUUAGGGGACCAAAAGUAUUGGGACAAUUUCACUUAUGGUUUAUUCAAGUAGUCAAAAGUGUCCUAUUUGAUCCCAUAUUCCUAGCAGACAAUGAUUACAUCAAGCUUGUGACUCUACAAAAAUGCAGGAUGCAUUUGCUGUUUGUUUUGUUUGUGUUUCAGAUUAUUUUCUGCCCAAUACAAAUUAAUGGUAAAUCAUGUAUUGUGUCAUUUUGGAGUCACUUUAAAUAAGAAUAGAAUAUGUUUCUAAACACUUCUACAUUCAUGUGGAUGCUAUCACUCAUCAUUAUUCACAAUUAAUUCAGGCCUAUCCGUAAUCAUUGUAGCAUCCACAUUAAUGUACAAGUAUAUAAAAACAUUAUAUUAUUAUUUACAAUAAAGUGAUUCCAAAAUGACACAAUACAUUAUUUACCAUUAAUUUCUAUUGGGUACAAAAUAAUCUGAAAGACAACCAAAACAAACAUUAAAUGCAUCCAGAAAGUUUGGAGAGUCACAAGCUUGAUGUAAUCAUUGUCUACUAGGAAUAUGGGACCCAAUACUAAAACUGUCACUACUUUAAUACACAUAUAAGUGCAUUUCUCCCAAUAUAUUUGGUCCCCUAAAAUGGGGGGACUGUGUACAAAAAGUGCUGUAAUUUCUAAACAGUUCACCCGAUAUGAAUGAAAAUACCCUCAAAUUAAAGCUGACAGUCUGUACUUUAACCUCAUAGUCAUUGUAUCAUUUCAAAUUCAAAGUACUGGAUUACAGAGCCAAAACAACGAAAGAUGUGUCACUGUCCCUGUACAUACAAAGAUUGUUGCAUAGACAGAGACUUUGCCUGAAGAUGCAUGGUAUCUUAUUUUUCCCUUUCUCUCUCAUAAAGGAUGGUGGAUGCACUUGCCCAGGUGAUGUUUCCAAGGCUUUUGGUGAGUUUUGUAACAGUCAACUGUGAUUUAUCUGCUCACAGAGCAUACAGUACUAACUUUAAUCAGCCUUCAACCAUGUACAGAGACUCUACAACAGAGUACUAUGUGUCUGACCCCGGCUGGAUUUGCUCAGCAUUUUGAUUGGCUGUGUGCUGUGGUUGUGUGUGACUCACAGGUGCCGGGGCGGACUUUGUGAUGCUGGGGGGGAUGCUGGCCGGCCACUCAGAGAGCGGGGGCGAGGUCAUCGAGAAGAACGGGAAGAAGUACAAGCUGUUCUACGGCAUGAGCUCUGACACGGCCAUGAAGAGACACACCGGGGGUGUGGCCGAGUACAGGUCAGAGAUGUUACUGGCCGCAAAGCAGGAAAUGAGCAGCUUUAAACUUUGUAGCACACUUUAGGGAAAGAAUAAGAGUAAGUAGUAAGUAAGUUUUGGACAAGUAAGCCUUGUCUAAAUAAGUAUCCUUACCCUUGCAACAGUAAGUAAGUAGGUCUGCCAGAACAGCCCAUAGGCCAGGAGCCUAUCUCCUGUUUCUGUAGCGUAAUGCAGCUUGAUGUACAAGUACACCCCCUGGACAGGACUCUAGUCUGGGGAAGCAUAAGUGAUCACGAAACCGUUACCUCUUCUUCCCCCAGGGCAUCUGAAGGGAAGACGGUAGAGGUGGUUUACAAGGGUCCCGUGGACGAGACCAUACGGGACAUCCUGGGUGGGGUACGCUCCACCUGCACCUACGUGGGUGCAGGGAAGCUCAAGGAGCUCAGCCGCAGGACCACCUUCAUCAGGGUCACCCAGCAGCUCAACACC